AUGAAUCAACAUAAUCAGGUUCGAUUUCAAUUGGAUGAGCGAGCCCCCCUUCAAGAAGCAGCAAUGAUUGGUGAGAGGACCCGACCAGGAAGGCUUGGAUUCAUACUUGUGAAUCCAGAGUUGUUGGAGUGCAAGACUAAGACCAAGGGGGCAUUAGAGAGGGAGUUCAAAAACAUGCUUGCCGAAGCCCUUCAGCGGAUUGACCAGGAGAUGCUGGAAGUGGACGCAAGCACAUCAGUAUUGAAGGUCCGUGUGCUCAAGACUGAUGCUGAGGUGGAUCUGCUGGGACCUCACGGACCUCCACUUGACGAAAGAAACGCAGGAGUACAACACGUCAUCUAUCCAAAUCCUCCCUUUCCAGAAAAUCCUAGCUUUGAGCGUGGACCAGGCCAGAGAUUCCCCUAUCAAAGUGCAUAUGGUACACAAAAACAGACUGAUGCGGCUGCUCGUGACAGGCUUGCCCAGAGGUCCCUCUGGCGUGCCAAACUCGAGAUUCUGGAGAACAGGCAAUCCAUAUUGAAGGACAAGAGGUCUGAGAUGAUGUCAAAGUUGACGGCGGUGUUCGAUAGAAUUAUGGCGGAACCAUCUCACUUGGAUGCUGGUUAG
Messenger RNA from Triticum turgidum subsp. durum (durum wheat), 606 nucleotides. The record is from the annotation of a GenBank genome assembly. Lineage: Eukaryota; Viridiplantae; Streptophyta; Magnoliopsida; Poales; Poaceae.